GAUCAGGCGGCACGGCGGACAGCCCCGGAGGCGGGGCGGGGGGGGGAGUUAUAUUGCGGGGUCCUUCCUCGCUCAGCCUGGUUCCUCUCGGAGCGGAGACGGCAAAUGGCGGAUUUCGAUACCUACGACGAUCGGGCCUACAGCAGCUUCGGCGGCGGCAGAGGGUCCCGCGGCAGCGCUGGCGGCCAUGGUUCCCGUAGCCAGAAGGAGCUGCCCACAGAGCCCCCCUACACAGCCUAUGUAGGAAACCUCCCUUUUAAUACAGUUCAGGGUGACAUAGAUGCUAUCUUUAAGGAUCUCAGCAUAAGGAGUGUACGGCUAGUCAGAGACAAAGACACAGACAAGUUCAAAGGAUUCUGCUAUGUAGAAUUCGAUGAAGUGGACUCCCUAAAGGAAGCCCUGACCUACGAUGGUGCACUGUUGGGUGAUCGGUCACUUCGUGUGGACAUUGCAGAAGGCAGAAAACAAGAUAAAGGUGGCUUUGGAUUCAGGAAAGGUGGACCAGAUGACAGAGGAAUAGGUGGCUCUCGAGAAUCUAGAGGUGGCUGGGAUUCCCGGGAUGACUUCAAUUCUGGUUACAGGGAUGACUUCCUAGGAGGCCGAGGAGGCAGCCGCCCAGGGGACCGGCGAGCAGGCCCUCCCAUGGGGAGUCGCUUCCGAGACGCACCCCCACUGCGUGGCUCCAACAUGGACUUCCGAGAACCCACAGAAGAGGAACGAGCACAGAGACCACGGCUCCAGCUCAAACCUCGGACAGUGGCAACGCCCCUCAACCAAGUAGCCAACCCCAACUCCGCCAUCUUCGGGGGAGCCCGGCCCAGAGAGGAAGUCGUUAACAAGGAGCAAGAAUGAGCGCGCAGUGGGGAAUGGGGUGUGGGGAGUUAGAGCAAGACCACAGCCUGAGGGCCUUGGACCAGCCACCCCGCAGUCAGCCCCGCAGUCACCAUUCCUGCGCCUGACACUGUCCUUCCUACAGUGGAAACAGAGCUUGUGAAUGCAUGUCAGCUGUUAACAAGUGGUUUUUAGUACAUCCUUGGCUUUGCUGUAUCUAGUGCCUGUUUCGUGCUUUUUUUUUUUCCUUCUCUGUCCUCAUUUUCCUCUGUCCUCUGUCCUCCUUCCCUCUUGCUUCCGUGUCUUUGCACCACGAGGUGUCUAGAGGAGGAGUGAGGGCUGCCACGUGGGAGGGGCAGGCCCAGGUGCUGCUUGCUUUGGUUCUUCUCUUUUUGUUUUCGACAUGGGCCAGACUUGAUUUUCUCAGUGCUUCUCUUCUGACCCGCAUGCUGAGUUCUGUGCUGCUGUGGCUUCUGGGAAAAAGCAGAAGUUGCUGGCAAGUUGGCCAGCUCCUUGUUUGUAUCCAGCUGUGAUCAGCAUGCAGAAUUGGAAACACCUUGUAUUAGAAGUAAGGAAAAGUUUCUGUUGAGCCUUGAAGCUUCCUCCCACUCUUGUGGUCCUGCUUCUAGGGUGUCCUGGUGCCAUCAGCUGUCCCUGGAGAUGGGACAGGCAGAGUAGUAGGUGCAAGGCCCUGGGGAAGAGUGACGAUUGUGUUGGUGGUGCUCCUCACCUGUUAACCAAGGGCUGUGUGUUCAUACAGCUUGCUGUGCUCUCCCGAGACUGUGUCCAGAUAGCUCCCUGCUGCUGAGGCAUUAGGGCCUCCCCUCUGCUGACUGUGGCCGCCUGGUGGCUCACGUCAUUACCUUGGGGCUUGGGUGCUAUGGGGACUGGGUGGUGGUGCUGCUGCACUGGGCUGACACAGUGAUGCGGACAUGGCCUUCCCCACAUCCCUGUUGUCUGCCGGUGUAUUCCUCUGUGCGUCUGUUCUCCCAAAAGUAGCCUGAUGAGACUGCUUCCCACUUCCCUGUGAACCCGUAGUGGAAAUGGCCUCGAAACUGGCACUUUAUUUCCCAUGAGUAUUGUAAGUUUUCCCAUGCUGAGCUGUCCGGACCCUCACUGACUGCAGAGGACCAUAGAUGUUCAGGCUAGCCACCUUGUCUCUGGGACGGUCUUGCUCAUGUGCAGUGGUUGGCGCUCACCUGGGAAGGUGUUGGGCAGCAGUUUUUGAGCUCAGAUUCCUGUGUGUGAGCAGAUGGGAAAUCCUUUAGUGCCUGAGUCUCAGUCUGCUGCUAGAGCCCCAGGGAAGGGAGACCCGGUCAGGAUGGCUGGAAGGCCAAGGGGACAACAGUGUAGUUGUUUGCCUUGGGGUUCCCCACUAGCUGUCAUUCUCAGCCCCUCUGAUUUGUCUCUGUUGCAAGGUCUCAGCAACUUACAGAACUCGCACUUCUCCCCCCUGCCUAUCAUCUUCUCUGCUUCUGAGAUAAGAACCAUUUGUAUAACACCAACACCUAACUUAAGAAAGACAUGCAUUAUGUGGUUGUAACAAACCCGAUGCUUUGAGACGACCCAUACAUAUCCUCAAUGCAGAAAGAUCAAGAGCAAAACAAAUCCAUCCAAACGGCUGGGCACCCAGCUGCCUUCCAGAUUCGAGGGUGGAAUUCCAAACACAAUACAUUCAGCUGUAUGACAGAAAGUAAAUCUAUGGAUAUGGUAUUUUGUGAAUGACCUUUUAAAUAAAAGAAAAACCUUACAUAAUA
Molecule: messenger RNA, 2588 nt
Organism: Heterocephalus glaber (naked mole-rat)
Lineage: Eukaryota; Metazoa; Chordata; Mammalia; Rodentia; Bathyergidae
Gene: Eif4h
Product: eukaryotic translation initiation factor 4H
Molecular function (GO): RNA binding
Source: RefSeq, a predicted model, not a curated record